GGGUGCGAGGCGGAAUUUUCAACUGGUGCAGAAACAUGUCCUUGCGUCAUAAAGUACUUUAGUUUACGUUAGGACCAGCAGCAAUACUGAUGUUGACUUCAUAAACCUUCGCUGCAGCCUGGGUUCCGCGAUCGUGAGCUUGAGUUAAGGGCUGCCAGAAGUAUGAGUAUCUGGUACCUGAAUGUCACACUCUAUCGUCGUCGUUGUUCAUGUUACCGCGAGGAGCUGACUGUGUUGGUGAAGUCGAGCGCACGUGCCAGCGCGGCGCGUCAGUUUGCAGCGCGUCUUCCGCUGACCAGCGAAUCUCGGUUGACCGCAACCCAGACUCAGCACGGAGAAGCACCGCAAUAUGCUACCCGACGAGAUUCUUGAACAGCUCAAUUCCGAAUACCCUUGUCGCGAAUCGCAGAUUCAGCAACUGGCGGCGCUCUACAAUGCACAUCUACCAUCGCCCUCGCUCCUUGUCGCUCACGGCCUCACCGCGACUGGAAAGUCGUCCAUAAUCCGCUCAUACCUCGAACUCUCCUCGCUCCCCUAUGCCUUUGCCAAUUCGAGAGAGUGCAUAACAGGACGACAUCUACUAGAACGCACCGUUGCAUCCUGUCUGGAUGCGUUGGACGGAUACUACGAUGAGACGAUAGACCGUCGACCAUACUCAAGGACGGAAAACCUGAGCAGUCUGAUUGUGGCUCUUGGUCGAAUGCUGGAGGGAAGAGGGAAGUUCGUCUUGGUGCUCGACGGCAUCGACAAGCAGAGGGAAGCGCCAUACACGCUGUUGCCUGCGCUGGCACGGUUUGGGGAAAGCAUACCCAAUCUCUCAAUCAUCCUGAUCACCACGCUACCUAUACCGCUUGAGCUCCACCGCCCCGGAACACCACAUCUUCACUUCCCGACGUACAAUCGUAAUUCCCUUCUUACAAUUCUGGGAAAGAGCCCUCCGAAGAUCUUCUUACAGCCACCGAACGAAGAACAAUUUCCUGACUAUACGCCCGAUCUCGCCGCCGAAGACGAUGCCUGGCUUUGGGGACGAUUCAUAGCGACUGUAUACGACGCGCUGAGCAGACACACUGGACGCGACUUCGUCAGCUUUCGUCUGGCCGCGAUGCGCCUAUGGCGUCCGUUCGUCGAGCCUAUCGUCCAAGGCACGUUCGGCACGCGCGACUAUUCGCGCCUCAUGGUGAACAGGAGGGCUUUGUUCCAGGUCGAGGACAGCGUACUGGAUAGGAUCAUCGCGGGGAACAGCAAUCUGGGUGCGAAUAUUAACGGGACCAAUGGUAGCGUGGUGCCCAUGACACCCAGCACGAGGAGGAAGACCAGAACGAUCGCGCAUGAUCUACCGUAUUAUACCACGCAUCUCCUCAUUGCUGCCUAUCUCGCCAGCUACAAUCCCUCUCGUACAGACGUCACAUAUUUCAUGAAGCACACAGAUAAGCGAAAGAACAAGAGAAGAGCACCCUCGGUGACGGCAGGCGUCACGAAAUCGAAGCACCGCAAGAUCUCCCGGCAUCUUUUGACGCCUUCGCCCUUUUCUCUGGACAGACUGCUGGCGAUCUUCCGCAGUUUGUUGGUCGAGUCAGUACCCCAGGUUGCAGACUUGUACACGCAGAUUGCCACGCUGACGAGUAUGCGACUGCUGGUAAGGACGGGCGGCGUGGGGUCUUCAGAUGUGCUGGACCCGGCCGCGAAGUGGAGAGUCAAUUUUGGGUGGGAGUAUGCGCGGUCACUUGGGCGUGGGGUAAAUCUGGAGGUAGGAGAGUAUCUUGUUGGAGGUGUAGAUUAGCUUUUGAGCUACAUUUAUACAUACGUGUACCAGCAUUGGAAUAUGUUCAAAGCUUUGGUAUUCGUGACAUGGUAUCUUUAGUUGUUUUAUCCGUUCGGCUGUAUACGGUUUGAUGCUCUAUGAGCUGCAGCUACACUGCAUCAUGCCCUUGUACUUCGGUACAUCGCCGCAGAAGCGCUCUU
This is a messenger RNA of Paraphaeosphaeria sporulosa, 1962 nucleotides long. RefSeq lists its product as uncharacterized. Gene Ontology annotation, biological process: DNA replication; DNA replication initiation. The coding region runs from base 350 to 1780 and encodes 476 amino acids. Gene Ontology annotation, cellular component: nuclear origin of replication recognition complex; nucleus. NCBI's taxonomy places the organism in Eukaryota, Fungi, Ascomycota, Dothideomycetes, Pleosporales, Didymosphaeriaceae. The transcript has 3 exons. The record is from RefSeq and is a predicted model, not a curated record. Gene Ontology annotation, molecular function: DNA replication origin binding.